Molecule: messenger RNA, 3041 nt
Organism: Eleginops maclovinus (Patagonian blennie)
Lineage: Eukaryota; Metazoa; Chordata; Actinopteri; Perciformes; Eleginopidae
Gene: fam174b
Product: family with sequence similarity 174 member B
Exons: 3
Coding region: 342-755 (137 amino acids)
Source: RefSeq, a predicted model, not a curated record
CUUCAGCACCCGUGCAGAAUGCCAACCUGCAGAGCUCUUCCGGAGGCGGAUAAUCCCCAUCUCUACGCUUCUAAUGCAAUCAGGAAGGAAUAACUAUAACUCACUUUAAAGGAAACACGUUUUCGGAAUUUAAUGCAAGUUAAGACCUACAUUUCCAGCAUUAGGAAAAGCUUGGACGAGGACGGAGAUGGAUAUUUGCGUUUCGUAUUAUUGUGUAAAUAGCCACAUCUGACAGAGAUAAGCCAAUCCUCGUAUAAUGUGACAGCUGCUGUCGCAUUUCAUAUAUUUGGGAGAAACUACAAAGAGAAAUUCCUUCUUACAUUAUUUUUUAUUUCAGCACCAUGGUCAAUUACAAUCUCGGGUUGACUUUAAUUAUCGCUGCUAUUUGGCGGAUCAGUGGCGUACAACUAAGUCCUGUUUCACCGGCGACGCUGCUGAACUCAACAUCAUCAUCCACCAUCAGCGAACAUGAAAUGACACAUAAUGUCACAGACACCGCCGUGGGAUCCCGGAUUUCAUCUCUAAUGACGCAUCUUCCAACUCUGAAAAACAUUGUUAUUUUCAUCUGCGUGCUAACAGCUGUUCUUAUCACAUGCCUGGUCAUCAAAGUGGUCAGAUCUGGGAGAAGAAUCAGAAAAACACGAAAAUAUGACAUUAUAACGACCCCCGCUGAACGUGUGGAGAUGGCCCCUCUAAAUGAGGAGAAUGAUGAUGAGAUGGAUGACUCAACCCUCUUUGAUGUGAAAUACAGGUAAAUGCCAGCAUGGACAUCACCAUUGGAUAACUCGUGUUUUGCCUGGAAUAACUCAAGUGAUUUCUGUAUGUUUGUGCUGUUCAAGUCUUAUCGAAUCAGCAACUUCACAUGCUGCUUGCGCAUGGCUUUUAUCUGUGUUAAAGGACUGGAGCCGCAUGGAUAUCAUAGUUAGCUGCUUCAAUGACGUUUCUAUCAUAUGGCGCAAAUAACCUGCACAAUACUUUCUGAUAUUAGAGAUCAGAGUGCUUUUUCUCAGAAGUCAUUUAGUUAUCGCCUUUAUAAAAACUUGGAAAUUACAUGGAAAAAACAUUUUAAAGUCAUCUCAUUUUUACAUUUGAGCUACAUUGUGUUGAUCUGAGGAGUUUACGAUCCAACGCCUGCUUUAAAGAUAUAAUCCUCCCAUAUUAAAACUAAAGACCAUCAGAUAAUGCAUAAAAUGUUAACAUGUAACAAAUAAUCUGCAGAGAAUACUUUAUUCAAAUAUAAACAUUUGCACACGAUGAAGAAUCUAUUGAUAUACUGUUAUUGAUAUUUUUAACAAAACUUUAAUACCAAAUAUAUUUCUAUCUACUCACCACUUAAUUGUGCAUAUAUACUGUUGACGGUGGUCUGUCCGUAUGUAUGGAGUAAGCGUAUAUUUUUUUACCAUGUGUUGUCUUGUUUUGCUGCUAUGUUAGCUGAAGUUUUACGUUUUGUAAGAUGUUGAAAUUUGAUAAGAAUAUCAAAUCAUAUAGUCAGGGUAUUUUGUAAGGUGUUAAUGAAUUACAUCCAUUUGAAUGUGAUGGCGUAAUCUGUUAUGUGUUCGGGUAUGUUUAGUCAAGUGACUUCAUUAAAUUUAGUAACCACUGAACAAUCGCAACAACAGGUUUAAACAACGCAGAGAUGUAGUUACAGUAUUUACAUGUGCCAAGUGUCUUAUUUUCUAAACCAAAAAAAUGUUAUUUCAGUGUAAAAUUAUCCCCCGAAUCUGGUAUCUCUUUAAAAUAGUAGGCGAGGCGAUAGUAAAGUAUUUUGGAAAAUCUCCCCCAAGAAUUGCAGUUAAUGGCUCACUGACUCUUGUAAUGUCUUACCUAAAAAGCACUCGGUCUUUCCCCCUUAACAGUACGUUCCCUGUGCCAAAUGGACUCUGGUAGACAAAGUUCCUUCAACUUGCUUUGAAAAAGAGUGUUGAGGACCUUUUUGACAUUUAUUUAAUAUCGAUUUGAUUCAUCAGUAUUGAAUUACUAUAACAAAUGAAAACAAUUAAGUUGUUAUAUCUUUAUUUCAAAUACCAAAUACACAAGAAUCAACCAAUAGUCGGAUAUAAAGGGCAGGAAUGAAAUAUCUGACAUGUUCACAAACUGGUCCGUGUUUGUGCCCUAAAUGUAAUUACAGCAACAACAUAGCAAAAUUCACCUAGAUUAGGUUUCUGCAGCAAAUGCAAGUGUUGUAGGUGACCUUCUGUUUUUAAUCCAAACUGUUAUUUGAUAGUGUGAAAUGGCAUACAGCUGCAGCUGCUUCUGAAUGACCUCCGUCCAUAGUUAACAAAGAAAACUGCAAUGCCCGACUUGUACUGCAUUUUCUUUCCGGGAGAAAGAACGUUUUGUAUUUUUCCUUUGUUGACAUUUACAUAAGACUGGUUCCUUUUUUUGUCACAGUUAGAUGCACAAGUGAUAUGGUGUGUGUGUGUGUGUGUGUGUGUGUGUGUGUGUGUGUGAAUGUAUGAUUCAGUUUUUGAAAUUGAUUCAAACUUUCGAUCAUGUGAUUUGUAUCAUUUCCUCUAGCAGAUUGCUGGCUAUUUCCUGUGGUUUCCAUUAGACUAUAUGACCACUGUUAUUUUCGAUAGUGUCAUGUUUCCUGUAUGUUCUUUACUGUAUGUGGAGUAAAUUGCAGAUCCAUUAGUGAGUCUCAGGGGAGUUUCACCCUUGAACAGCUGUCCUCCUCCAUCCUGGAACCGUCUUUUAUUUUAUCUUUAGUUGUGCGUGUAAUUGUGGAAAAACCCUUCUUGUCUGAAGAUGCUAUUUCUGUACUUUUAUUAGAACUGAAUUAUCUCCUACAGACAGUUCCUGUUGUAAAAUGAAUCAACGUCAUUGUGGUAGCUAUUUGAAGACUGUAUCUAAUUGCUCUAAUCCCACAUUUAAACGAAAACAAGUUAAAUGUUCAAACUGUUUUGGAAGUUUAUUGAAUUCAAGUCCCUGUUUUUUGACACAGAGACAUCAUGUGUACCCACAGCUGUAUCCUUGGUUUCCAUUUCUUUGAAACACUACUGAAAUAAAACUGCUUCCUUUGAAGUGUUAAAUAGUUUUAA